Messenger RNA from Rotaria sordida, 975 nucleotides. NCBI's taxonomy places the organism in Eukaryota, Metazoa, Rotifera, Eurotatoria, Philodinida, Philodinidae. The record is from the annotation of a GenBank genome assembly.
AUGUCAGCUGGUAUUUUACCAGAUAUGUAUCGAUAUACGGCACGAAAAAGUACCGUAUCAAAAAAUCCCAAGCCAUCAAAUGUAUCAUUAUGUAAUAAUUCAACAACACAUUAUUCAACAUAUCAUAAUGAUAAUAAUACAAAACAACAACAAAUAUUUGAUACAAUUGAACAUAAUAUUAAAUUAGAAAAAGAUGUUCCACAACAACAACAAGAACAACAAGAAUCAUUUAUGAUUUUACCUGACAAUGAAAUAGAACAAAUGAUUAUUGAAGAAAAUAAUGAAAAAACACAAGAAGAAAUAAUAUAUGAUAUUGUUGAAGGGAUUACAAAUCAAACAAUUCAAACACCUAUUAUAUCAAAUUUAAAUCAGAUAACAAAAACUUUUUUAAUAGAUACUCAGGAUGUGCAUGAUGUUAUUGAUUCAAUUAUGAAUCAUAUUAUUGAGAAUGAUAAUGAAGAAUUUUUAUCUACAAAAAUAGAUAAUAAAAUAGAAGAAAAUGUAAAUAAUAAUGUUCAAGAAAUAACACCAAUGGAAAGUGAUCAACCAAUAUCAAUUAUUUCACGAUCACAAAUCGAUGAUGAUCUUGUUGAAUUUCAAGGUUUGUUAAAGAUUAUUAUUUCUAUGAAAUUAACAUUCUAUAAUAUUUGAAUAUUGAUGAAGAAAUAUAUUUUUAACUUUGUUUUAUUUGCAUUCUUCUAGAAUAGUAGUUUUGUUUUUUUGUUUCGUUUGAAAAAAAAAACAUUUUUUACUACAUUCGAUUUGUUGUUCUUGCAUAUUUAUAAUCAAAAGUUCAUAUGAUAUAAUUUCAUGCCAUGAGAUCAAUAGACUGAUUGAUACAGAUUUCUACUCAAAAACAUAGAAUGGCUUUAAAGAUUCAAUGUGUGUAAUUGAAAGUGUUUAAUCGCUUAUCGUUUAAGAUUAUUGCUAUUCGAUCAGUCUUGAUGCAUAAUGAAAAAGUUCAUUUUGAUCUGG